This is a messenger RNA of Fimicolochytrium jonesii, 1270 nucleotides long. RefSeq names its product ClpP/crotonase-like domain-containing protein. Gene Ontology annotation, cellular component: mitochondrion. The record is from RefSeq and is a predicted model, not a curated record. Bases 1 to 870 code for a protein of 289 amino acids. Gene Ontology annotation, biological process: fatty acid beta-oxidation. The transcript has 7 exons. Lineage: Eukaryota; Fungi; Chytridiomycota; Chytridiomycetes; Spizellomycetales; Powellomycetaceae. Gene Ontology annotation, molecular function: enoyl-CoA hydratase activity.
AUGUUCUCCGCCGCACGCUGCAUGUACGCCAGGCCCCUCCGCUCCGCCGUAGCCCAGCGGAGGGCAUUCUCCGCCUCCUCCCGUUCUCUGAGUAGGUACUCAUACGAGCACAUCAAAACAGAGACCAGAGGCCGCGUCGCCAUCGUCACCCUCAACCGCCCCAAAGCCCUCAACGCGCUCUGCACGCCGCUGAUGACGGAGCUGAAUGCUGCGUUGAAAGCGUAUGAUGCUGAUGCCAACAUUGGCGCUAUGGUGAUCACAGGAAGCGAGAAGAGUUUUGCUGCGGGUGCGGAUAUCAAGGAGAUGAGCAGGCUGAACUUUGUGGACAACUUCAAGAAUAAUUUCAUCGAGGACUGGACGGGUGUGACGAAGAUUCGAAAGCCGAUUAUUGCUGCUGUUAACGGGUUUGCUCUCGGAGGAGGUUGUGAGCUCGCAAUGAUGUGCGACAUCAUCUACGCCGGCGACAAAGCCAAAUUCGGGCAACCCGAGAUCAAGCUCGGCGUGAUUCCCGGCGCCGGCGGCACCCAACGCUUCACGCAAGCGGUCGGCAAGGCCAAAGCCAUGCACAUGUGUCUCACCGGCGACAUGAUGUCCGCCGCCGAGGCCGAGUCUGCUGGCCUGGUCGCGAAAGUGUACCCCGCUGAACAGCUGUUGGAGUCUGCGAUCAAGAAUGCGGAGACGAUUGCGGGGUAUUCGUUGCCGAGUGUGUUGGCUGCUGUUGAGUGUAUCGACUCCUCUUUCGAGGUUCCCCUGGCCCAAGGACUCCUCUUCGAGCGUCGCAUGUUCCACGCCCUGUUUGCCACGAAAGACCAAAAGGAAGGCAUGGCGGCGUUCGCUGGCAAGCGCAAGGCCAACUUCACCCAUGAAUAAGUUGCAUCUUACGUGUUGAUGUGCAUAUCAGAAACGUAGCAGUAGCGGUAGCUUGGGGAGGCUUAACUCUUUAGCGGCGUAUGUAGCAUUUACAGUCCAGUCGUUGCUCGAGGCGGUGUAUGUAGAGCACGUAGAGUUAGGUCUCAAUCAAAAAGGUCAUCAGGACGACUGGCGCGCUCUUAUCUCAUCCUCCACUCGACUCAUCUCACCGUGGGCAACGCAGACCCUGAACAGCCUCUCUGCCUCCAUCUCGAACGUCAGUCUCAGGACGCAUUGCGGCGGUGUGCACUCUCCUUCUCACCAUCAUUUUCCGCUCAAAUCUGCACACCGGAACGGCAGACGCGAACUGUAUACUCUUCAUUACACAUCUCCUCAUGUAAAGGGAUGUCAGUCAUGCGGC